Messenger RNA from Myzus persicae (green peach aphid), 3661 nucleotides. RefSeq lists its product as uncharacterized. The record is from RefSeq and is a predicted model, not a curated record. The transcript has 14 exons. Bases 1 to 3633 code for a protein of 1210 amino acids. NCBI's taxonomy places the organism in Eukaryota, Metazoa, Arthropoda, Insecta, Hemiptera, Aphididae.
AUGACUGGUCCGGGAGUGGAGUACGGCGGUAACGUCAACGUGACCAAAUCCGGUUACCCGUGUUCCAAGUGGUCGGACGUGCAGGACUCACCCACAGCUGAUUCGAAAUUCCCCGACGGUGGCCGGUCGGCGGCCGGAAACCGGUGCCGGAACCCAACGGGCGACUCGGGCGGUCCGUGGUGUUAUUCGUCCGUGGAUGGCGCCAUCGUUCCGGAUUAUUGCGAUACUUCCGGUUGCGAUGACGGCGUUUGCCACUGGACGUUGAUUAACGGCGGCGGGACGUCUGCACACGGACAUUUCACCUCGAUACCGACCUCAAAUAGUGACGAUGACGGUGGCGGCCUCGUGAGUUUUGAGCUCAAGACUUGGGACCCGGCGGUGGACCGAACGGUCCAGACCUUGUUCCGGAUGUCGCUAACCGCGUAUCCGAUCGGUUCGCCCGGCGACGGGUUUGAGUUGCCGGUUCCGGUGGACGUGUUCGCCAGGUCCGGAACCGCACAAGUCGUUCGCGUAGACGUGUCGUGGCGGAACGGUUUCGUUGUGCUGACGGCCGGGAAUCCAAGUGCUGCAAGAGAGGUGUCUACCCUAGAGCUGAACGCCACUCUAUCACCGGUGGCAUAUUUGAGCUUCACCGGUGGUCACUCUGCGGCCGCUCCGGUGGCCGUACGAUUUGCAGACUGCGACUUGCGAACGGCCGGACAAGAAGAGCACUUGACCAAUAGCCAAGACGCCUACAGGAUGUUCCCGUUGAAGAAAACCAUUGUAUCCACUUCCGAAUUGUCGUUUUCCGUCCGGGCUGUGAUUUCGGCGUCCGUCACCUACUACACGGCACCAACAAGGCAAACGCCGCGUCUAAUUAUAACUUUUGCAGCUCGGCCUGUCCAGCAAAUAAAAAUCAUUUACAUAGAAAAACCGAAUAGUGAAGAACAAAUGAUUUUUAAUCAGUCGUAUGAAACGGACAUAAUAUCUUAUUGGAAAUGGCACCAAUACAAGAUUACAAUCGCAGACAAAACAUUACAAAUACAAGUUACAAACGAACGCGAAAAGAAUCCGACGAUAAUGUUGAACAUAAGUGACUUCAAGUUGAGGUUAUUCCAUUGGUUCGCCAUCGGAUCAAAAACCAUCGCCCACUGGACGUUGUAUUGCAGCGGGCCAGAAUUGUACCCGCUCCCCGAGGCGGCGUUGCCUGAGUGCGUGAUAUCAGAAUCGGGAGAAAACUAUCGUGGAACUCAGUGGAUCACAGGAGACGGAGAUCCAUGCGUCCCUUGGAACAUUUCGUCGGUGCGCACAUCGGUUAAGGAGAGUGCAUUGAUAGAUCAGAGUUACGUAAAAGCCAAAAACUAUUGCCGGAAUCCGACUAAAGAUCCGAAGGGUCCGUAUUGUUACGUGGCCGUCGGUGACCGGAAGAACUCUGCCGUCGAAAAACGAUCGUGUCACGUCCGGAAGUGUCGAAAUACAAAAUGCAGCGUGGCCGGAAUCGCGACCGACUACGUGGGCAAGCUCAACAAGACCGUGUCCAACCGCACAUGCUUGAAAUGGGCGUCGCACACCGGUGCGGGUUACGCGUUCCCCGACAAAUCGGUGUCGGGAGCGUCCAACUACUGCCGGAACCCAACUAGAGAGCCGACGGGCGCUUGGUGUCACGUCAGCGGCGCCGCCAAGACAGACUCGUGCGACGUGCCCGGGUGUUCGGACGACGGCGACGAUUCAGACACGCUGCUGAUCGGCGGCGGCGGCGUCCACUGGAUGCACGUGUUGCCCGAUUGGAGGGGCCAGUCGGGCCUGCGAAUCCGGCUCAAGCGGUGGACGCCGGGCGUCUACGAGGGUGUAUCGCUGUACUUCCGGCGCUCCGGUCGCCCAUCGUCGUACGAUCUGAUCCAAGUGGGCGCGGAUGGCGACGAAAAGAUCAAGUUGUACCGGGUGAAGGGUGGGAACGGAGCUGGAGAGUCGCAGUCGGCCACGGCGGCUGCCGACGACGAGAUCGUGUACCCGCAUCUGUUGAUGGCCAGCCGGUGGACGGAGUUGCUGUUUCGGUUUGGGGACGACAGCCUCGGCGGAGACGGCCAAACCGCGGCCGCUCGGACCGUGACGAUGAGCUCCGCUGCCGGCGGAGAGAUAUUCAGUUGGGCACUUAGCAACAGCACCAACGGGAACGGUGGACGCAUCGCGUUCGUAGGACUAUCCACGAUAACCGACCGUGGUUACGUGGCCACUCGGUUCCCGACCGAAGAAGAUUGUCUCAUUCAUAGUUCCGAGUCCCAUAAUUUAUCCGUUUACUUGCCGAUAAACGUCCGGUCGAACUCCAGUCUGACGAAGGCCAAGCCCGAAAUCAUUUUCCACGUGAAACAUACAGGGGUCACAUGUAUCGCAUUAACGGGUCGGGUGCUUAGCGAACGACUCUUACUAGAAAUCGGUGGUAGACGGGCGGUGUUGUGGCUCGAAGGGAAGCGGCCGAAGAAAUCGCUCGGAGAGUACGAGUCCGAAUCCGAUGCAAUAUUGACGAACGGCAAUUGGACCAGAAUCCUUUUGAGUUGGAACGAGAGCGUGUUGCAAAUGAACUGUGGAGGCAUUCAUGAGCGACAUUGGAUCGUGGACCUAGAGCGGCCGCUGUUAGUCCGUUAUUUGUCGGUGGCCAACCGGGGCGGCGGUCGGACCGAGUGGACGGCGAACUGCGACGAACCGUGGAGGCGGCUGCCGGACGUGGACGGUCCGCCCCGCGACGGGAAAUGGGGCGGUUGGGGCGAGUGGGAGCGGUGCACGAAAUCUUGCGGUGGCGGGACGGGAGUGCGGAGCAGGCGGUGCGACAGUCCCAGGCCAAACGUGGCAGGCAGACCGUGCCUAGGGCCGGCCACGGCGGUCGGCGCGUGCAACCUACACGAGUGCGGACAGGUGUCCGACAAGACGGCGGCGGCGGUACGAAAGUUGCUGGCAGGCCGAACGCAUAACGCGGUGGCCACUGUCGGCGACCGGUUGACAGUGAUGUGCGACCGGUCGACCGUGGACGCCGUCCUGGCCGAUUCGCCGAGCACCCGGUUUGAUUGGCUGCGAAACGGUAAGACCGUGACGUCGACGGUCGCAGACGACGACAACAGAUGCACUUUGGUCAUAAGCUCGUGUACAAUUCGUGAUUCAGGAGUAUAUGCGUUUGUGGCACAGCCGCUGGAAUCUAAAAGAAUUGUGUUGAAACUGUUAGCUGUGGCUAUAAAUGACAAACCCAUAUCUGUAUACAUUGGAGAUGUAGUUAGAGUGAAAUGUAAUGCAGCAACACUGAGUUAUUUAUUUAACGAGUUGUCACAAGAAUGGAUCGUAAAUGAUAGUUAUGUGAUGAAAAAUUAUGGAGUUAAUUCUCUUGCAUCGAUUGAUGUGGAUACAAUAACGAUAGAAAAUAUACAUUUUCAAGGCAUUUGGAAAUGUGUUGUCAAGAGCACAGAAAUGAAUAGUACUUGGGUCACAAAUGUAAUAGAAAUUAAAGUGAUUGGACCAUCAACCAGAUGGACCCAAAUAAUGCAAGAUCCUGUUAUAAAAAUAUUAUUCCGAAAUAGAUCACCAAAUACAAUCAUUUUAAUUUGUACAAUACUUAUUUCAAGUUUAUGUGUUGGUACUUGGUGCUGUGCUUAUAUAUUUAACAGGUAAUACAGUAUAAAUAAAAAUAUUUGUGUAU